This is a messenger RNA of Nicotiana attenuata, 2099 nucleotides long. RefSeq lists its product as uncharacterized. The record is from RefSeq and is a predicted model, not a curated record. Lineage: Eukaryota; Viridiplantae; Streptophyta; Magnoliopsida; Solanales; Solanaceae. Gene Ontology annotation, cellular component: integrator complex. Bases 1011 to 2099 code for a protein of 362 amino acids. The transcript is spliced from 5 exons. Gene Ontology annotation, biological process: snRNA 3'-end processing.
AAUCGAUAAAUCGAUAAACCGAUAUCGAUAAACCGAUAACAAAUAAUCGAUUCGAUUUAUCGAUAAACCGAUUCAAAUGCACACCCCUAUUAUGGAUGGAUCAUUGGGCAACUGCAAGAAUUUUAUGUUUGGCAUUGUUUUUUAUGACCCUGGGAAAGGUCUGAUCAUCUUACCUCCUAUGAAAAAUUAUGCUCCGAGGCAAUAAUCUCCCUCUAACAAUUAAACUAACUGUGGAAGUUUCAGCAUGAUCAAAAUUCUAAGGGGCAGAAGGAGUUUAAUCAAGCGUUCGACGAUCUCAUCCUCUGUGGACCCUGUCCCUCCCGUGGUUCCUUUCUUCGCUAUCGUCCCUACUGCCCUCCUCAUCUGUCUGAUAUUCCUAAUCAAUGUGAUAGGGGUAUCACUGAUCAUUGUCUCCUUUGUCCGUAGAGAACUUCACUUUUUCAUUUUGUCGCCAAUACUUGACCAUCUUAUUUUGCGUUGCUCUUCUUUUCGUUUUUAGUCCAGAGAUUGAGGCAAAGGCUUCUUUGUUUGCAGCUGGAUGCUUUUCUGAAUUGGCGAACGACUUUGCUUAUGUAUUUCUGGAAAUGCUUGGAGGUCUUUUGAUGUCAUCUGAAACAUCAAGGGUUAUAAGGUUAGCAGGAGGACGUGCUUUUGCUAAAAUGUGGUGCUCACUUUUACUAGUGGAUAGAGCUCAUAAGACUGGUAUGAAGCUUAUCCUAGAAUCUUCAGAAGAAGACUUCUCGUUGGUGAUGCUAGUUUCACUUUCCAAAAUUGCUUCUAAAUGGACAUCUUUAAUUCCUAUACAGAUGGAACUACUUUUCUCAUUUAUGGCAAAGGACAGAGGUUUGAGCCUGCAAGCUUUGGCAUUAAAAUGCCUCCACUUCAUUUUAGCCAAAGGAAUUUAUCACUUCCAUGCCAGUUCAAAUGUGACUCUAAAGUAGUUUGGUAUCAUAAAUCAGUCUGAUUUUCCACCAGCUUUACAGUUUGAAGCUCUAAGAGCUUUAUACAAGAUGCUGCUGCUCAACCUGGAGACAAUUCCAUGCACAGAGAUCCUCACUAGUUUCUCCAAGUUCUUACAAAUUGUUGAGUUCAAACUACAUUCUUCAAUUAUCUCAGAGAGGCUUUUCUCUGUUCAUGUAUUAGCUAGUAUUUUUGACAAGUUUUUGGGAAUACCGAAAGAUGCAGCUGGUGGAAUUGGUUCAAUUGUUACAUCUCGCAUGAUUACUUUCACCAUCGAUCGUAUCUCCCAACUAAUAAAGUUAGUGGUUGAUAAUCCUCAUCCAAACAAAGAGGCGGAGCAGGAGGUAACGAGUUUACUCUUUAUUUUAGUUAAUCUGGUUGAAAGACAUCGAGAUCUCUCUGGUAUUGUACUGGAUAAGAUCUGUGUAGUUAUCGAACAUCUGGUCCGCAUGCUCAAAGAAGUUACCAGCAUGGAGAAUUCAGGCUCAGAAGAUCAUCAUAUGAUAGAGCUCGACAAAGAGAACCAUACAUCAACUGCAUCGAGAGUUUUGAUUUGUUUAUCCCAGAUUCUGAUAACUUGCUUUGAAAUGCUGGAAGUUUCCACUGCUGGUGCCACCCAAGUCUUUAACAGAAUGGAGCAUUUGGUUGAGCAUGUGCACCGGUGCAGCUUACUUCCUGUUUACAUCCGCCUAAUAUAUCACCUUUUAUUGCACUUCCAUGCUGGAUAUCACUGUAUGUGGCUGAAGAUAGGGGAAGAUACGGUUUCUAAUAGAAAUUUUCGUCUAUCUCGUUGUAGUUCUCUCUCAGCUGAUGGUUCCCUGUCCCAGAAUGAAAGUCUCAUUGUGGACUGUGUGAAGGAAAUUUUGGAUAAAAAAGACUAUUGGUUGUCUUAUAAGCUUGGAAAAUAUGCGGCAUGUCAUGGUGCAUGGUUGGUAGCUGCUUACAUAUUUGGGGAUCUAAUUCCUAUGGUUCGAUCUGAUAUCUGUUGUUUGUGGUUGAAAUCCUUAUCCCGUCUUUCAGAAUUAGAAAGGCAAGUCCAGUUGUUCAGGCUUACUCUUUCUGGAAAUACUGCCGGGGAAACUACGUCAGUUAAUCAAAUUGAAAAUGUUGUCGGGGCCUCCAACAACUUUGUUCUUUAG